AUGAGGCUGAUACAGAUCUGCGCCGUGCUGGCUCUAGCCGUCUCCGCUUACUCUGAGGAGAAGAAGCAAGAGAAGAGGAGUUACUCUGGUCUGACUGGAGGCUACGGUUAUGGAGGCAACAGCAUCGGUUCAAGCUACGGAGCCAUCGGUCAUGGACUUGGAUCUGGUGGAUACAGUUCCGGUUUGAGUUCUGGUGGAUAUAGUUCCGGUCUGAGCUCUGGUGGAUACAGUUCUGGUCUGACUUCAGGAGGAUACAGCUCCGGUUCCGGUUUGAGCUCCGGACUCUACAGCUCAGGUCUUGGCUCAGGACUGAGCUAUGGAGGUGGAUACGGAGGUGGCUAUGGAGGUGGAUACGGAGGUGGCUAUGGAGGCGGAUAUGGAGGUUAUGGAGGACUUGGCUCAGGAAUCUCCCUAGGCUCCAUCGGCUCCGGCCUCGGUUUCUCUGGCCUAGGAGGCGUCGGCGUUUCCUCUGGACCUAUCACAGUCAACACUGUCUCUCAAGCAGUUCCCGUCCCACAACCUGUUCCCGUUCCAGUCACAGUGACUCGCCCUGUUCCCGUUCCCGUUGCUCACCCUGUUCCCGUAUCAGUUCCAAGACCCUACCCCGUACCUGUUCCCCAACCGUACCCAGUCACUGUUAACAAGCCUUACCCAGUAACUGUUCCAAGACCUGUUCCCGUUUCCGUCCCUCACCCUGUUCCAGUUUCCGUUCCACAACCUGUCCCAGUUUCAGUUCCUCAACCGUACCCAGUAACAGUCACAAGACCUGUUCCCGUACCAGUUGCAACACCUGUUAUCAUUCCUCAGCCUGUAGCCGUUUCUGCUGGACCAGCUGUUGGUAUUAGUCUAGGCAGUGGAAUCGGUUCUCUAGGUGGUGUUUACGGAGGUAGCCUCGGAGGUUCUUACGGAAGCAUUGGAUCCGGCUCUUAUGGUUACGGUUCUGGAAGUUUGGGAAGCAGUGUCGGAUCUUACGGAUACGGAUCUGGCAGCCUAGGAGGUUCUUACGGAUCUGGAAGCCUGGGAGGUUCUUACGGAUCUGGCAGCCUAGGAAGCUCUUACGGAUCUGGCAGCCUAGGAGGUUCUUACGGAUCUGGCAGCCUAGGAGGUUCUUACGGUGGAUACAGCAGUGGCCUCAGUCUCUCCCACGAAAGUCUUGGGUCCUCGUCUUACGGAGGCAGCUAUGGAAGUGGAAACAGCUACGGAAGUGGAAGCUACGGCAGUGGCAGCAGCUAUGGAAGUGGAAGCUCAUACGGAAGUGGAAGCUCCUACGGUAGUGGAGGAUCUUACGGUGGCAGCUACGGAAGUGGUAGCAGCUACGGCUCCAGCAACAAGGGCUGGAACUAAAUCCAAAGAUUAGGGUUGUUUCUGUAAAGUUACCAAAACUCAUCCAUUCAUCAUCGAACUCGCAUCUUUGCUCACUACAUAUUGUGAUACAAACAUUUUAGGUUAAGUAAAUAAACUUUUGUAUAAAAUAUUACAA
Messenger RNA from Macrosteles quadrilineatus (aster leafhopper), 1480 nucleotides. RefSeq names its product keratin, type I cytoskeletal 10-like. The transcript has 3 exons. The record is from RefSeq and is a predicted model, not a curated record. The coding region runs from base 1 to 1344 and encodes 447 amino acids. NCBI's taxonomy places the organism in Eukaryota, Metazoa, Arthropoda, Insecta, Hemiptera, Cicadellidae.